CUUCAUCCAUCGUGAGUAGGGUUUUCAGAUUCACAAUUUACUCUCGUCAUCUCCAUGCUUACGAGCUACUAACGGUUCUUUUUCUCCGUUCGAUUAUUGAAUGCGACAUUCCAAUUUCUCUCUUAUUUCGUUUCCGUAGCUCGAUAAUCAAAAAACAUCAAAUUGCCUGGUGAUUCGGUUGUGUUCACAUAGGAGUUGUUUGUGACAAUGAGACGGCAGGGGCAGUAUGGUGAUCCAUCUGCCAAUGCUUAUGUUGGUGCCCAGGUGCAUCAUCAUAUGGCUGGUCAAAGGGUGGAGACCAAGUCUGGUAAUUUUGAAGGACGGCUAGAGACCUUUACUCCGGAGAGAGAGAAUCUGUAUGCAAAUUCCAAGCCAGAGGGUCAGUGGAGAUGGGAAACGGAUGAGUCAAAGAUGUCUAAUUCAAUGAAUUCUCGAAUGUUUAGUGAAGGUCAAGGGCGUGAUGCUUCAAGGCCCUAUUUUCAAGGGCAGAGGCCUGAUCCUAAGUUGGCUUUGCAGAACCGGAGCAGUAAUGAUUCCAGAUCUCAGGCUCAUGAAGCAGAUAUUGAUGUUGGAUAUGAAGGAAAUCAUUUAUCACAAGCUUUUGAGGGUCUUGAGCAGAAUUUUCAUGAUGACAUCAUGAAACUCACCAAAGAACAGAAUGAUGCUGAAGAUGCAGAAUAUGCCAGGCACAGAGAGAAAAUAAAUGCAAUCAAUACUCAAUAUGAAGAAAAACUGGCAGCACUCCGUGCUCGAUAUAGCAGCCGCAGAGCAGAAUUGCUUCAAAGGGAAUCACAUGCUAGGCAACAGCAGUACCAGCAAACCGUAAGGGGUCCCUACCCAAGCAGUGGCAUGGCACCCAGAGACCCUCAUGGGUACAACAAUGUUAAUGCUUCAGCUGCAGGUGGAGACGUACAAGGAGGCUAUUCUGCUGAUCACAUUGAUCCUUAUAGAGAGCGAGCUCGAUUUCUUGGGGGUUCUAGAGAUCAAGGAUUUGAGGCUAGAGGUCCGUAUCCUGGGGGGCGUGUCUAUGACACUGGUUCGCGCUACUACAAUUGAUUUUUGACCCAAAGGUUCAUCCUCUCAUUUGGGGCUCUACUGUGGUGCAAUUCAAAUUGCUUAUAUGGACAUCAUCAAUGUUGUGUCAUCGUACCAUCAUCAAUUCAAAUCAACGGUUCUUAGCAGCUCUGUUCUGUAAAUGUAAUCAACAUUGAAGCUGCACACUUUAACGUGAUGUUGUGUGUUUAGAUGUAGGACCGCCAGGAUGUUUGUUUGUUUGUGCUUAUGACAGUCAAUAACAUUCAAAACUUAGAAAUAGAAUAUUCCAAUUGAUAUCAACCACAUAAAAACCAUGUUUAGCUCGAGAGGAUGGCAUGGGUCGGAUAAAUUUGUUGCUACCAUCUAUAACAACUAGAGAU
Abrus precatorius (Indian licorice) is the source of this 1415-nucleotide messenger RNA. RefSeq lists its product as uncharacterized. The record is from RefSeq and is a predicted model, not a curated record. The coding region runs from base 208 to 1056 and encodes 282 amino acids. Lineage: Eukaryota; Viridiplantae; Streptophyta; Magnoliopsida; Fabales; Fabaceae. The transcript has 4 exons.